AGUGUGUGAGUGCUGUUGAGUGUUGUCAACAAAUGCCAGCAUUUAUUCAAAUCAUUAUUAAUUUUGUAAUCAAUUAAUUGUCAACAGAUUUGCAAUUAUUUUCUGUAUAUUAAACACACGUUUGAAUCGCAUGUGAAUUGCGUUAUAGUCUAUAAUAACCACUCAUUUACAGGCUUUUCAUUGAAUAGUGUUUGAAAUUGCGUUAUAUUUGGCGCUAAAACACAUGUAAUCACCAAAAAAUCAUUCAAUGUUUUCGUCAAUUAUUUUUCAGUUUUGAUUGAGUUGUCGCUCACCGGCGAAGAUCGCGUCGAUCACCGCAACUGAUCCACUGAUUGGCCGGCAAUGGGUUCGCUUCAGGACAGCGAUCUGUUGACGGACACGAAGAUAGCCAUUAAGUCGCUCGUCAUCUCCAGUCCAUUGGGUAUCUCUUUGACAAAAUUAUGCCGCGAUUUCGAGGAUAUCGAAGGCAAAGAGGUUCCGUACAAAGAGUUGGGUUUCGCUACUCUGACUGAUUUAUUGAAGUCCAUGAAAGAUAUGGUUCGCCCGAUCUUUGACGCCAACCAAUCGGUGACUUUGUUCCCAGUGGUGGACGACUCGACGGCACACAUCACCGAUUUGGUGGCCAAUCAAAGCACGAAACGGCUUCGAGCGCGAAGUGCCAAACGCUCGAAGAGUUUGAAUAGAAGUGUCCCGAAGAGGAGACCAGUCUUUACAUCUCAACUCAGGAGAUCUUUGCAGAAACCGACGACAUCGCAGUCGACGCCGCGGACACCGGCCGUCGCGUCUAACCGACCGUUGAGGACACCGCAAAACACACCACUUAAUAGGUCCCAAAUCUCGCCAGCGUUUACACGAGUCACACCGCAAACCAGAUCACCGCAUACUUCAGCGCAGAAUCCACUUAAGCGACCAUUAAAUACAUCGCAACGAAUGGAUCCGCGAAUCGCGAAACGAUUGAACACAACUAAAGACGAUGAGAAGGAGAAGACGGCCACAGAAUCGAUGGUUAACGGAAGCGGCGAUACGAAUGCCGCCGCAGCCAAACCGGCGCCGCCAGAGCCGACACCCACUCCAACCAAACCCUUUCAUAUGAUGCAAGACCAAGAAGUGGAAGCGUUGGUGAGUGCCGUACGUCUGACCACAACAGUGACGUCUGUGGCCGACAACGCGAAGAACGGAAUCGACCCUCAGAUGUGGUCCGACAUCUUCUCUGUGGAAAAGGUAACAGAUUUGAAGCCAAUGUCGAUCGAAACGAAUGGAAUGCUCGCCCAGAAGACAGUCCUCCGACAGCCGCUCAAAAUAGGCGAAUAUUCGCUGAAAAUCAGUACUCGAAGUGAUAAUCGAAUCUUUAUCCCCGACGGCUCUGAACUCAAGUAUCUGCAUCUCCCGCCGGCCAUCAGUCAAUUGAGUUACGAUCUCAACCACGGCUACGAUAUGGUCAGUGAUAUUCAUUGGGGAAAGCCGUCCAACUCUAAGAUCGACGAACUCUUGCAAUGGAUUCUAAGGAAUCGCAAGAAGUUUAUGGUCGCCGGAGAACUGGUGCCAAAAGAACUGCACACAGACUUCGUUUGCUACAGAGGGCUGUUGGCGAAGAUUAUGACCACACCGUACGAGACGUCGCAUCGUUGGGUGAUCUGCGCCACCAAAUACAGGGGAACCAUCUAUUUGUGUCAAUUCCACGAGUCUUAUCCGCCGCCCGACGACUACUACAAUAAAAUGAGUUUCGGUGGCUUUCGGUUCGAGAGCUUUGUGACGAGUUAUGACCCGACUAUUCCUCCGGAUCCCAACGACUUCGAUCCCGACCAUCACGAGUACUGCGCUGUUAUGCGAAGCCGACUGAUGGCCGAAAACGUGUCGCAUUCAUUGGCAUUCGGAGCCGAAUUGGAUUGCGUUGUGCCCAACCUUCGGGAAAAUCCGGGAACUCUGUCUAAUUUUGUUGAACUCAAGACCACUAAAGUGAUGGCCAAAGAGUUCCAAUACAGGAAUUUUCUUAAGCACAAGCUAUUGAAAUGGUGGGCGCAGUCCUAUCUGGUGGGCGUCCCCUCCAUAUACUGCGGCUAUAAAGACGAGAAGAAUGUGGUGAAAGACGUGGAACAGCUGAAGAUCGAGAGCUUUCCCGAACUGUGCCUCGAGUUCUGGUCGGCCAACGUUUGUCUCAAUUUCCUAAACAAAUUUCUAUUGCAUUUGAAAGAGUUGGUCACUAUAGACGACCCCAACGUUGUCUAUCAGUUGGCGUUUCAGCCGCACCACGACAUCACGUGCACCCGACUCGUAGAACCGGGAGAUUUCCAAAUACUUCCGCAAUGGUAUAUCGACGAGUUCGCCGUUUAGCACAUCUGCACCACAUAUUGCUAUCCAUUAUAACUUUCAUCUCUUUCUCAUUGAUUUGAUUUAUGUUUUCAAUUAUUUGUUUC
Molecule: messenger RNA, 2414 nt
Organism: Medioppia subpectinata
Lineage: Eukaryota; Metazoa; Arthropoda; Arachnida; Sarcoptiformes; Oppiidae
Source: the annotation of a GenBank genome assembly